UCAAAAUAUUAUUUUUCUUCUCUCCUUAGAUAUGAAUCUUUUGGUUUAAGUGUCUUGAACUUAUAGACUUUACAUAUUGCUAUGAAUCUUAUGGAAAUGGUUUUUACUUUUGAUGAGAUUAUCUCUCUGUCUCUAGGCUACUUAUAGAACUGCAAUAACUUCUUCUCUUCUAUCUAUAUACAUAAAUAGAUCUCUUUUCACAAAAUAUUGCUUGUCCUAAAUUGAGGGUUCUGAGAUGAUUGAUAUAUAGCUGAAAAGGAGAGUUUUUUUUUCCUUUAUGCUACUGGAAAAGUUGGGGAUCUUAUGUGAAAUCAAGAGGUUAAGACAAGGAACAAGAUCAAUCAAGAUUUGAGCUUAAUGGAAUCAAGAAUGGAAGGAGAUAUGUAUUCCGGAUAUGGAGAGAGAUACCAGAUGGAUGGCAAAGUACUGCACAGUUUCCAGAAGAGAUUUGUUCAGGUUCAAUACAUUUUGGAUCAGAACCGGCUUUUGAUCAACGAGAUCAAUCAGAACCAUGCGUCCAAACAAGUAGAUCACUUGGGUCGAAAUGUUGGUUUGAUAAGAGAGCUCAAUAACAAUAUCAGAACUGUGGCAAGUCUAUAUGGUGAACUCUCUCAUUCUUUCGCCAGAUCGGUUGAUGCUUCAUCAGAAGGAGAAUCCACUGGGACCUUGAAAUCUAACGGGAAGGCCAACAACCAAAAGAGGUUUAGAUCAGGGUAAUGUUCUGUAGAUUCAAUGCUAAUUUGAGUGUGGAUUUAAGGAAUGACUUGUUGUUGUUCAACAAAAAAAAGACAUUAAUAGUUGUGUAUUGCUUCAGUACUGUCUUCAACAACUUGUGUAACUUCUGUUGAAAUGAGUUCAUGUCUUUAAUUCUGAGAAUAUAAGAAAGUUUAUCUUUAUUAAUCA
This is a messenger RNA of Raphanus sativus (radish), 903 nucleotides long. RefSeq names its product protein ELF4-LIKE 2. The coding region runs from base 358 to 717 and encodes 119 amino acids. The record is from RefSeq and is a predicted model, not a curated record. Gene Ontology annotation, biological process: entrainment of circadian clock; positive regulation of circadian rhythm. The transcript is spliced from 2 exons. NCBI's taxonomy places the organism in Eukaryota, Viridiplantae, Streptophyta, Magnoliopsida, Brassicales, Brassicaceae.